This is a messenger RNA of Zerene cesonia (dogface butterfly), 612 nucleotides long. It is a transcript of the gene CPR40, whose product is annotated as larval cuticle protein LCP-30-like. Bases 1 to 612 code for a protein of 203 amino acids. Gene Ontology annotation, molecular function: structural constituent of chitin-based larval cuticle. The transcript is spliced from 3 exons. NCBI's taxonomy places the organism in Eukaryota, Metazoa, Arthropoda, Insecta, Lepidoptera, Pieridae. Gene Ontology annotation, cellular component: chitin-based extracellular matrix. The record is from RefSeq and is a predicted model, not a curated record.
AUGAAGUGUUUUGUGGCAAUUGUUUUUACUGCUUUUAUAAGCAGCACAUUAGCGGUCGACGAUGGCAAAUACCACCCCGAACGUUACGGGAAAGAGGGCAAAUAUCAACCAUCAAACGAUGGCCAGUACUACGACUACGUGCACAAAUAUAAUAACUUUUAUGGGAAGAACAUUUACAACCCUGCGUACUACCCGCUUUACUACAAUUCGAUAAGGCCGUACCAGGAAUUGGUAGCGCCUUUUGUUAAGAGCGACUUCCCAACUCAAGUUGUUGUCACAGCACGUCCUCCCAUCGUAACAAGCACCGCUGUACCACUUGUACCUUCAACGGUCAAAUAUGUACCUUUGUAUGCCACCAACCAAUACCUCAAUGGAAGGAACGCCAGAAUCGUAACACAGGACAGUGAUUCAAACGAAAAUGGAUAUCAUUACAGUUUCCAAACCGAGAACGGUAUAUCUGCCGAAGAGACUGGUAGUGUUGCUUCAGCCUCAAAUGGAGCGGCCAGAGUAAAGGGCUUCUAUGAAUACGUAGGAGACAAUGGUCUCACAUACCGAGUAGAUUAUACCGCAGACGAAAAUGGAUUCCACCCUUCAGGCGCACAUUUGCCUUAG